This is a messenger RNA of Mesorhabditis belari, 1053 nucleotides long. The record is from the annotation of a GenBank genome assembly. Lineage: Eukaryota; Metazoa; Nematoda; Chromadorea; Rhabditida; Rhabditidae.
AUGCGACUAUUUACGAGUUUAUUGUUUGGAUCGAUAAUUGGAGUAUCAUUUUCAUUGGACUGUUUCCAUUGCAAGGAUUGUGAUCGAGAGACAGCGCUCGUCAAAGAAUGUCACUCAUCCACUUCACAAUGCUACAGUAUUUUAGGACCAAUAACGCGUCGGGGUUGUGCCCACAAAUGCCCAUACAAUUCGGCAAUUUCCGAAGAGGAAUGCCAUUUGUGCAGUGAUGAUUUGUGCAAUCAUCAUCAACAAGGUCACUUUUUGCAGAAAUCCAUCAAUCAUCGGGGAAAUCGACAUCGUAGAGAUGAAGCUGGAAGAAAAGUCGUUGCUUCCACUCACUAUCAUCAAGAUGGGACAAAAAUCGAACGCUACGAGGAUCCAAAUCUCUCAAUUCCUUCACUUCCUCAACCACAACUCCCAGAGCUCCCAUCCGCUGAUGAAACUGAGAAUAUUAUUCAAAUGAACGCAGACGAUCCGCUUUUUGGAAAAGUAGACGCUAAUGGAGUCGCCUAUUUGCCUGUUGAUCCGAAAACGAAGGAAGUGCUUCCUGAAUAUCGACAUUUAUUGGAACAAUAUGAGAAGAAAGAGAAUGAUGGACUGCCAAACACUUUGAAUGUCGAAGAGACGGAGAUUCAAGCGGAUAAUGGAGAUAAAAUCUUCGAGGUGAAAACCGAUAAUGUUGUCUAUCCACCGGGGACCGAUAAAGAGGAUGUCGUUGACGAGGGGCAAAUUCUUGGAGCUGGAAUCGGAAUGGCCCUUUCAAAGGAUGAUGACGAAAAUGAAAGCUUUCAACCACCGGCUUUGCCAGUCAUUCCAGAAGGACAAAUGGCUGAAGAAGAUGCGAUGAAAUUAGCAGAUCAGUAUGAGAAAGCGGCAGAAGCUGCAGAGAAUGAAGGCAAUGGAAAUGAGGAGAAAACAAAGGAUAUCAACGAGGAACAAAAACCCGAUAUUGGGCAUGGAGCUGUUCCCACCGAAUCCCCAAAACCAGACUCAGCUCCGACAAAAAGUAUUCUCUCAAUCGUUUUCCUCUCGAUCAUUUUCCCUCUUUUUUUG